Messenger RNA from Cryptococcus deneoformans JEC21, 1104 nucleotides. RefSeq lists its product as hypothetical. The transcript is spliced from 3 exons. The record is from RefSeq and is a predicted model, not a curated record. Gene Ontology annotation, cellular component: nucleus; cytoplasm. Lineage: Eukaryota; Fungi; Basidiomycota; Tremellomycetes; Tremellales; Cryptococcaceae. Bases 40 to 1038 code for a protein of 332 amino acids. Gene Ontology annotation, molecular function: heat shock protein binding.
UCUUCCCCAUCUGGUGUUAGUAUACAGAAAUAUCACACAAUGGACGACGCCGACCCUAUCAAUACCUUCUUCCCCGACGCCACUGAAUCCACACUCCCCACCAUCCUCUACACCACUCUCUCCCUCACCUCCUCUGCCUCGGCCGCUGACAUUCGUAAAUCUUACCGCCGACUUGCCCUCCAAUUCCAUCCAGACAAACAUUCCGCUAAACCCGAAUCUGAGCGGGAAAAGCUUUCCAAGCAGUUUCAGAGGGUUGGAUUUGCGUAUGCUGUGUUGAGUGAUGAAGGCAGGAGGAAGAGGUACGAUGAAACUGGCAGGACUGAUGAGAGGUUUGCGGGUGCAGAGGAGAUGGGAUGGGACGCGUAUUUCGAGGGCUUGUACAAGAGAGUGGACAGGAAGAUACUUGAUGAAGACAAGGAAAAGUAUCAAGGAUCUGACGAGGAGAAGGACGACAUCAUCUCAGCUUACAACUCCACUUCUGGCUCUCUUCCCGAUAUCCUUUCUUACAUCCCUCACUCUUCACACACAGAUGAAUCCCGAUUUAUCACGCUUAUCAACUCACUUAUCGCUGAUGGUGAACUCGAAUCGACCCCUAAAUGGAAAAAGACAUCCACCGACGAAAAAGCGCGUGCGAAACGUGCGAAAGCAGGGGAAAAGGCAGCAAAGGAAGCUGAAGAGGCUGCUAAAGAGUUGGGUGUCUGGGACGAGUUCUAUGGGUCAGGAAAGAAGGGAAAGAGACAGGGCGAUAAGAAUAAAGAGGAGGAAGGAGGGGAAGCAACGUUGCAAGCGUUAAUUUUGAAGAGACAAAGGGAGAGGGGAAAUGCCUUUGAUGCGAUGGAAGAGAAAUACAGAAAGCUUGAAGAGGAAUCAAGAGCAAAGAAGAAGGCCAAGAAGGGAAAGGGGAAGAAGGAAGAGACGGACGAGAUACCUGAGAUUAGCGAUGCCGAUUUCGAAGCUCUCCAAGCCAAGAUGUUCGGUACGAAAGACUCUGGAGACAGUAACAAGGCCCAAAAGAAAUCGAAAAAGUCCAAGACCUAGAUGUCUGCGCUCUCAUAUUUUUAUUUUUAUUUUGUUGUAAUGUAAUAUUAUAUGCAUCCUAUACAC